UGUGGCGGGCGGGCGGCCGGGGCGAUGAGGCGGCGGGGCGCGGUGCAGCGGAAGGUGCCGUGUCUGUUCGUGACCGAGGUGAAGGAGGAGCCGUCGGCCAAGCGGGAGCGCCAGCCCUUUAAAGUUUUGGCAACUGAAGCUAUAACCGGGAAGGCGUUAGAGGCAGAUAUAUACAAUGCAAUCCCUACUGAAAAGGUGGACGGAACCUGCUGUUACGUAACUACCUAUACAGGGCAACCCUAUCUAUGGGCCAGGAUGGAUCGAAAACCCAACAAGCAAGCUGAAAAAAGGUUUAAACGAUUCUUGUAUUCAUUGGAAGAUUGCAAAGAAUUUGUUUGGAAUGUUGAAGAGGAUUUCAAGCCUGUUCCAGAUACCUGGAUUCCAGCAAAGGACAUAGAGUUCUGUAAUGGCAAUCCUUUGCCCGAUGAGAAUGGACAUAUGCCAGGUUGGGUGCCUGUGGAGAAAAAUAGUAAGCAGUAUUGCUGGCACUCAUCUGUUGUAAAUUACGAGGCUGAAAUAGCGCUGCUAUUGAAACACCAUGCUGACCCAGGGCUUCUGGAAAUCAGUCCAGUGCCGUUAUCGGAAAUUUUAGAACAAACAUUGGAGCUUAUUGGGACUAAUAUUAAUGCAAAUCCAUAUGGAUUAGGAAGCAAGAAGCAGCCUCUACAUCUUCUUGUACCACAUGGAGCAUUUGAGAUAAAGAAUCCACCUACUUUGAAACAAACUGACAUAGUGUCUUGGUUUGAAGGCUGCAGUGAGGGUAAAGUUGAAGGAAUUGUGUGGCACUGCCGUGAUGGGUGUUUAAUCAAGCUCCAUCGCCAUCAUCUUGGUUUACACUGGCCACUUGCAGAGACAUACCUGAAUUCUCAGCCUGUUGUAAUUUCUUUUAAUAGAACUAAAUAUGACUGUGACUUUGAACCAAAGAGUUUGUUUCACCGUUUUUCAAACUUGGAUGGUCAAAGAUUUGACAGACUCAAAGAUAUCAAGUUUGAUGCUUGAAAUGAUUUUUCUCUUUUAAGUAAGUUAAUUGUUUUAUGUAUGUGCUGCGUUCCUCUUACUUGUGUCUACCACAGAACUCUUCACAAAUAAUCUUCUAGCUUAGGCAGCAGGCUAGGUACUGUAUCAUUUUAAGUUUUUCCAGAAUGACUGAUUUUAUAUAAUGAGAGAUCUGACACCCAGAGCUGAGAUCUAGCUUUCAGCAUGUUUAUUUGAGUUCUGAAAAAUCCUUAACUUCUGAAGCCAUUUCUGGAAACUGUUAUAGUUAAGUGUUAAGAAGUAUGUUGUCUAUCACUGGCUGGUCCUAAUAGCUUAGCUAAUGAAUGCAAUCAACUGUCAAAAUUCCAUAGGUUGCACUUUUAUAAAUAUUUUGACACUGUUAUAUGUAGGAUUCAGACUUAGUAUCUAGUUGUUUCUUAACAGUAAAGGACAUAUUUCAGGUGGGACCAGAAUCAGUCCUGAAAUUUGAUAUUUUCUUUUAAUUUUGGGGGAAAACUUUUCACUGUAUUAUUGAACUGGUAAGCUGCAGCAUUACGCUAUUACUUGAAAACCUAAUUAAGCUAUAUCCUACAGGUACUUCCACUAUUUUGGGACAAAAAGAGUAAAUAAUAGAAAGUAUACUAGUUCUAUUUUGGAGAUGCUUAGUAAUUAGAGAGAUACAUGGCUUAAUAUACCUAUUUUCAGACCAUCUCAAUGAGGAAACUUCAUCGAGGGCAUAUUAAGUAAGAUGGCAUAUAAAUAAUAAAGGUGAGAAAGCAUGAUUAUUUGAGUUGGCUUUAUUUUAUCUGUGCUAUAAAAGUAUACAUCCAGCUAUAUAAAGUAUACAAAAUGAAAAAUCAUUUAUCUACAAAAAUACCAUUAAUUUGCCUGAAAUACUAUAACUUUAUUUUCAAUUCUUUGUUCUUGGAUUUUCUAAAAUUGAGGUAAAAAUAACCAGGGAUGUAAGAACAGACAUCCAGCACGAUGACCCUGAGUCCGUAGUUUAAGAAGUAUGAUAGCACGAGACAGCAAGAACAAAUUACAUAUUCUUAUCGAUCUGGAACUUAGCAUACUUAGCACAUUUUAAGAGUUUCUCAAUUUUAGGGUAAGUCAGUCCAAGGUUUCAACUUCACCUGGCACCUGUGUAUUACCCAUCCUACUAUUCUGAAUUAAAAUAUUGCAAAGGAGUUGGGAGAGGUAAAACUCACUUUUAUUUUGACUGGUGUAUAUAAAUACUGACCAUAAUCUGUUGACUAAUCCAAUUCUGCACUCUUAGGUAUGUGCCAAACUAUUGUAACUUUAAUAGACUUGUAUCAUUCCAAGAUAAAACCAGACAAAUAAAUCAAUAUUAUGUAA
Molecule: messenger RNA, 2331 nt
Organism: Harpia harpyja (harpy eagle)
Lineage: Eukaryota; Metazoa; Chordata; Aves; Accipitriformes; Accipitridae
Exons: 7
Coding region: 25-999 (324 amino acids)
Biological process (GO): response to reactive oxygen species
Molecular function (GO): RNA ligase (ATP) activity
Source: RefSeq, a predicted model, not a curated record